Molecule: messenger RNA, 4764 nt
Organism: Saccostrea cuccullata (small rock oyster)
Lineage: Eukaryota; Metazoa; Mollusca; Bivalvia; Ostreida; Ostreidae
Product: phosphatidylinositol phosphatase PTPRQ-like
Exons: 30
Coding region: 84-4469 (1461 amino acids)
Biological process (GO): peptidyl-tyrosine dephosphorylation involved in inactivation of protein kinase activity
Cellular component (GO): signaling receptor complex
Molecular function (GO): protein tyrosine phosphatase activity; protein binding
Source: RefSeq, a predicted model, not a curated record
CAAUUUCAGGGCCAAGCAAUCCAAACUGUUCAGACGCCAUCUAUAGUUCAAAUAAUAACAGUAUAAAAAUUGACGUCAGUAAUAUGAAUACCGCAGGAGCUGUUCAAUAUAAAAUAACACUGAACAAGAAAUCUCUUCUUCAAUCUACCGAUCCCAUAUACCAGUUUACUGAUCUUUUACCUGGUAUGUCGUAUACAGCAAAAGUGGAAGCAAUUGGAAAAGAAAAUCUGACGAGUCAGAUAGCCUGCAACUUAUCUACAUUUACAAGACCGAGCGAUCCCGUGUGUAAGAAUGUCAUAGUAUAUAACCUGACAACUACAGCCUUAGGAAUCGAUUUGGCAAAAGUCCAUACCAAUCGUGCCAAGAAUUAUUUUGCUGAAUACAAUGAUACCAAAUCGAGGCUUAAUGCGACGUGGAACGAAUCAAAUUCUUUUAGAAAACAAUUCACCGAUCUAACACCUGGGAAACAAUAUAAGUUUUCCAUCUGUGCUAUCAGUGAAAAUCAUUUAAAAAGCUCCAGAUGUUGCAUUGUCUCAAAAUAUACACGCCCCAUUCCACCCAGCAAUAUAACUAACAUCACUAUAGGAACCUAUAGCUUUACCAUACAUUGGAAUCCUCCUCCAUCAGCAGUGGUCGGGUCCUAUAAAGUGACUGCCAAUUGUAUCUGUCCUUGUACUGCAAGGGUCACCCACUCAGGAUUGGAUACAGAGGCACAAAUCAGUGAUCUCCCCCCUGGAACACACUGUUCAGUGACGAUUAUUUCGAUCUCUGGAGGAUUGAGAAGCGAUCCGUUAUAUUAUCCCGAUAUCAAAACAAAAGAACCAGGUCCUGGAAAAGUCUCAGAUUUUACUGUAGUUGAAAUAAAGACGGGCGGUUUUGGGAUUACCUGGAAUGAACCUGAAAAUCCAAACGGCGAUAUUUUAAGCUAUAGCAUAAUGAUUACUGAUUCAUCGGGAUCCAAUCCCACAAACGUGUCUUCUACUACAAGAAAUCACACGUUUGAAAACUUGUCUGCAGGAUCUUGCUACAAUGUAUCUAUUGGUGCUGUUAACCAUGCUGGCGAAGGGGUGAAAGAAACUAAAACUGUGUAUACAUCCGAAACAGUUCCUUCAAAAGUCACCAAUUUGACAGCAGUGAAUUCAUCAUCCACUUCAAUAACAGUAAAGUGGUCAAAACCCUUAAAUCCAAACGGGGUUAUUAUUCGUUAUGUACUGACUGUUCUCAAAGAUACAGAAGAAAAGAAAUGUGUGCGUGUAGAGUUCAACUGUACAGAAUGCCAAAAACCAUGUCCUUAUGCUGAAGUAAUGACUGUUUCAUUUAUUUACAAAUUUCAGAAUCAAGGAUUAUAUCAAUUGUUUUUCAUUUCUAAUCUCUCAAAUAUGAUGAAAUUAAAAAUGUUGUUAGAUAUUCAUGCAAUACAGGCAGAUACAGAACAAACAGAUGAAAAAUUAAAGGAAUCUUAUUCUGGUUGUAAUAAGCAUUCAUCAUCCUUUGGCAUCAACAAUGUAUCUCUUAUCUAUGAAGUGACGGCAUUAGACAUAUUCACCUCGUAUUCAGUUACUAUGCAAGCGUAUACCUCUGAAGGAGGAGGAGCAGAUUCAACUACAGAUAUAAGGACAUCAGCUGAUAAGCCUUCAACACCGGGAAAACCUCUGCCGACAAAAGAUAUUUUUAGCAUGUCCUUUGUAUACAACAGGCCUAUGGAAAUAAAUGGAUUGAUCACACAUCAAGAGAUUGAAUAUACACAUAAACCUUACAAGAUUUGUUCAUCAGAAGAAACACCAAACCAAACGACUGAGAAAAAAGAAAUUUCAAUUCAAGAGGAAGAUAACAAUUACACAUUUUCACUAGAAAAUUUAAAACCAUUCUGGAAGUAUAAAGUCAGAGUAAGGGUCAGAACAUAUGCCGGUUACAGCAACUAUAGUGAAGAGGUCCGAGUCCAAACACUUCCUACAACUCCUGGAAACGUUUCUGAGAUAAUGGUAAUUAAUAAAACUUCAAGAGGAAUGCUUUUGAUGUGGACACAGCCAUGCUAUCCUAACGGAAAUAUCAUUAAUUACAAAAUAAUAGUCCAGAAUAAGAAUGACUCUAUUAAUAAAACGACUCAUACCAAUAGCAGUAAAAAAUUUUAUCUAAUUCACAAUUUACUUCCGUAUCGUUUAUAUACUUUUACCAUACUUACUGAAGUCGCAAACGUCACGCAAAAAAGUGCUCCAGCCAAAUCGGAAACUUUUCGAACUUUAAGUGAAGCACCAUUUAAACCUGGAAACAUCACGUUUGUGGUUAUAAAGGCGAGUUCCUUGAGAGUGUCUUGGAACCCCCCUAUACUCCAAACAGGUCCAACGAGAUACGAAGCUUCUGCUAUUGAUGAAAUGGAUUCCACAAUUAAUUUCACCUGUAGAACUCAAGGAUUUGGAAAUACAAACUGUAUUAUUACUGGAUUAGAUGCGUACUGGAGGUAUUCUUUGGUAGUCAGAGUGUUUACCGACAAUUUCGAGCCAAAUUAUUCCGCUUCUCAAUUCACAACUGCACAAAGUGCACCUGGCAGAGUUGAGUACUUCUCGGUAAAGCAGGACGAAAACAUCGCUGUAAAAUCAAAUGUCCUUAUAGAAUGGAAACCACCCGUAAAAAGAGAUUUGAAUGGAAUAAUCCAGAUAUAUUUCAUUCAAUUCUGGUAUCUACUAGGUGAAAAAAUGGUUAUGUCUUAUAGUAGCAAUACCCGGGAAGUUAAAAUUGAGGUGAAGCCUGAGGAAACUUAUACUUUUCAGAUAUUUGCAAUGACAGUCGAAAAUGCAACUGAAGAGAACUACUAUACAGAUAAGAUAACUAUUAAGCCGGGUGCUCCACUUCCUCUACCUCCACAAAAGACUCCCGUUAUCCAGCAAGGCUCGUCUGUUUCUAACGAGCAAAAGCAGUUGUCCAUUGCUUUUAGUCUACUGGCAUUGUGUUAUGAUAGAAAUGGGGAAAUUACGCAGUGGUUUGUCAUCGUUUCAAAAGAAUCAAAAGGAUCAACAGGAACAUUUAUCGGAGGAAAGGCAAAUUACUAUAAUUUCAUUCAAAAGCACUAUCAAACAUGGAGGGAUGUCUAUGAAAAUGAUAAUAGGCACACCUACGUAGCCUCAGAUUCAUGGAAACCAAACUGUGUAAAGAGUACACAGAAUAGAGAAAAAACUGAAAUGCACACCAUGUUUACCCUAGGAUCAGAGGGAGACUGUUCUAAUAGUCACAAAUAUUGUAAUGGAUAUCUAGAGCCAGGGAAAAAAUAUUGGGUACGUUAUGCAAUAUGUACAAGAGUGGCUUGUCUAGAAUCAGAAUAUUCCAGUCAAUUUACCACAGCACCCAAUAAUGUACCAGUUAUCGCUGGUUCAGUUUCCGCUGUUAUUCUCGUUGCUCUUAUUGUUGUAAUAAUUGUCGCUGUAUUCCAUAAAAGGAAGAAAAAAGGGCCACUACGGCAUGUUUAUAGUGACUGUGGUGAAAUUGGCCAACCGAUUGAAAUCUUUCCUGCUGUAGAAAUGGGCAGUACCUUAAAAGAACCUAAUGCUGUGAAAAUAGCUGAUUUUGCCAGUUAUGUUAAGAAAUUGCACGCUAACAGCAACCUGUUUUCAAAGGAGUAUAAGGUAUUAAAAGAGAACAGCCCAACUCACACAACUAAAGCUGCUGAACUUCAGGUGAACCGAAUCAAAAACAGAUAUUUAAACAUCCUAGCUUACGAUCACAGCAGAGUGAAGCUUUUAUCAACGGAAUAUGAAGGAUCUGAUUACAUCAACGCCAGUUAUAUACCAGGUCUCAGCUCUCAAAGAGAGUACAUUGCUACACAAGGGCCUUUACCGUUCACUCGUGACGAGUUUUGGAGGAUGAUUUGGGAACAGAAUGUCACUGUUGUUGUAAUGCUCACUCGACUUGUUGAGAGAGGGCGUAGGAAGUGUGAUAUAUAUUGGCCUGGAACUACACGGGAAACAGUACACUAUGGAGACCUUGUGGUGGAAACUGAAUCAGAAUCCAUUUUUCCUGACUACAUCCUGCGGGUUAUGUCUGUAAAACUAGGCGGCAGUAGAAAAACAGUGAAACAGUUCUGCUAUUUAGCAUGGCCUGAUAUGGGUAUACCUGAAACAUCUAAAUCCAUGCUAAAAUUUACAAAAGAGGUUAGAAGUCAUCUACCUCUACCUUCAGCAAAUAGAGGACCUCUUGUUGUACACUGCAGCGCUGGGGUAGGACCUACUGGUACAUUUAUUGCAGUUGAUUAUUUGAUGCAACACGUGACUUCCAGUGACGUUGUAGAUAUCUAUCACUAUGUAAUGAAAAUGCGAAACAAUCGACCCAAUAUGGUUCAAACAGAGGACCAGUACAUCUUCAUCCAUGACUGCAUCAGAGACUUCAUCAAUAGGAGUGACCAUGACAGUGAUGGUAAAAACAUAGUGAAAGGAGACAAUAAUAAAAGAAAUCUCAAAAAUAUGUAUUCCAACAUGUAGGGAAAUCAUUAUAUUUUGUGCUGCACCGGUAUAAUGAAGAGAUACAAUUGAACACAAUUAUUUUAUUACUGAUUUAAGAAAGAAUUUUCAUGUAAAAUACUUUUUAUAAUAUGAUUAAUAUUUUGUAUGCAUAUUUUGAAGAGAAAUAACAUUAUUUAUCUUAUGUCACGUAUAUGAAGAUUCAUGGUUAUCUAUGAACAUACGUUUCAGGUAAAUAUUGAACUCCUUAUAAUAUUAUUAAUUUACAUAGGUAUUUUAGGUCGUGGACGACCGAGUGAGUGAGUGUGACAUACUA